GAAUCUGUCAGAUGAGCCAAUCCAAGACAGGCGCUCUUAUUGACCACCUCUUGUACUUUUAACACUAGCAGCGAUUUUGUGUUCCGGUUGCGAUAUCUUGUGAUCCUCAUCUUCAUUUGUUCACUUGCCAUUUUCGUUUCAUUUGUUUCUUGCUGUUGGAGCUCUCAACCCAUGGCUGCUGAGAAUCAUGAAACGUCCAAUGGUUGGCCACUUGGGCUACAGAUAAUGAAUAUGAGGCUUGGGUUACAACAAAGGUUACAGGCUGCGGCUCCAGCUGUGGAACCAUACUUUUUGCACAUUCCCUCUAGCAGUUUUUCCUCAUUCUCCUCUUCCAACCUUGACACCGAGUCCUCAGCAUCAUUUUUCCAAGAUAACAGCGUAUCCCUGGGGAAGCUAAUUGGAUAUGGACCAGGUGAAAGAGAAUCGUUGUAUUUACAGAACUCAAUCCAUACUGAUCAAAGCUGUAGGCUACCUGUAAGAGGUGCCUGCAACUGCAAGAAUAAAGGACGCAGUGCAGAUGCGUCUCACUCUCAGGGGAUUUGUAUUCCUCUCCUACUUGGAGCUCUACUAAAGAUUACCGGAAACAAGAUCAAGUCAAGGCGAUUGGAAUGAAUUCCAUUCCUCUUCUACCAAAUUCUUUUCUCCUGUGUUUCAUAAGUUAGUCAUUAAUACUGCCGUUAACCGUCCAACAGCACUAUCCAAUUAACAUAGGAGUUUGAGAAACUGGAAACUCGAAUGUUAUUUUCAUUUUAAGAUGAUCAAGUUCGACAUUGAUUUCAGGCAAAUGAUUCAAAAACAAAAGGCUAGCUAUGUUCUUGCUUAGCACAAAUGUUUGCGUUUUGCCUUUUGUUCCAGAAAGCAAUGGCUUCCUCAAAUCACCACACAAUCCAAGUAAAACCAGAAUGCCAAAGGUUCAAAUGAAUACCAUUAAGCUCGACAUCACUUGGAAGCAAAUAUUUGAAGAACAAACGAGAUUCAAUAAAGCAUUUAAAGCAACGAACAACUCGAUUUAGAAAGAUCUUACUAUCAACACUUAAAUUUCCAGAUGCAAUUUGUUCACUAGAAAGCAGUCUUGUACAUAUUCCACUAGUACUUAACCUAGACCAUUAGAUGUUAAAAAGUAUGAUGCAGAAGACCAACCAUCAGCAAGAUUUGUAUACCAAACCCAACACGUUCACAAUGAAAAUUGUACCAUAAUAGCAUCUCGCCAACAUUAUGAAGAGUAAACCAGAAUCAUCGGGCCAAUCCAUAAGAACUCUUUCGGUAUCCAGCAGCUUAGGUCUCAGCAAUCUCGUCAUUUUCAAGCACACUAACCAACUCAUACUCGACAAGAGAUAGAUUG
Molecule: messenger RNA, 1342 nt
Organism: Gossypium arboreum
Lineage: Eukaryota; Viridiplantae; Streptophyta; Magnoliopsida; Malvales; Malvaceae
Exons: 3
Coding region: 172-612 (146 amino acids)
Source: RefSeq, a predicted model, not a curated record